Penicillium cinerascens is the source of this 3207-nucleotide messenger RNA. RefSeq names its product tyrosine protein kinase SWE1. The coding region runs from base 1 to 3207 and encodes 1068 amino acids. NCBI's taxonomy places the organism in Eukaryota, Fungi, Ascomycota, Eurotiomycetes, Eurotiales, Aspergillaceae. The record is from RefSeq and is a predicted model, not a curated record. The transcript has a single exon. Gene Ontology annotation, biological process: protein phosphorylation. Gene Ontology annotation, molecular function: ATP binding; protein kinase activity.
AUGGUUGCGACCUUUUCGCCGCACCGGGACUCGGGCGGCACCCUCCACCUGUCAUCGCACUCGGGGCUUCAUCACGUCGAUGCCAGUUCCGCCAUCCGCCAGCUUCGGCGCUCUCUGUCGCGCUCUCCUUCCAAGAGCUCAAGCUUCUUCCUUAACUCUCGCAACGCCUCACCCUCUAAGUCUACAUACAUCUCCUCGCCUCUAUCUCCUUCGCGCCGAUCGUCACAGAACAACUUUGUGUUGUUCCCUUCCUCAGGCCAGCAGUCACCUCUUGCAGUUCCGUAUCCUCCUAGUGCAAAAAUAACCCGGCCGGCCAUGCGACGGCGAACAUCUCCGCGCAGUCCGGCCAAACGUGCUCUAACUGUGUCGGCGGAUGGCGGUAAUGCCACUCCUAGUCAGCCUAUUUCCAUGUCUAUGGGUAAAGGUGAGGAAAAUGCGCUCACGUUAGAUGACCUGAUGGGUCAAAGUGAGAGCAACAUUUGCGCCAGUCCAUUUCUCUCAACCACCCCAGGCGCCCCUCCGUCUGACACUUUUGCUCCUCGCUCCACACUCUCCCGCAUCGAAAAACGCCGGAGUGGUACCUUUGGAAAUUACGCGACAGUCAGUCCGUUGAAGCGCAGUGACGGCAUCAUGAACCUGGAUCAGGCAUCGCGUGGAAGCCCCUCCGCGAAGAGGCGCAGUGUACAUGCACCCAACAUGUCGGACUUCAGCAUCUUCGACACCGACCAGGAAACCACGCCUGCCAGUCCUUCUGCAAGUGAGAUUCCGCCUUUCCCGACUCCAAUUCAGCCGUUCAGCCCAUUCGCGACCAUUCCCAAGCGCUCAUCAUCGUUGCGACGAUCCACCCUGCAGCAACGCCAGGGUGAACGCUCGCUAUUUGGUCGACCCAAGGCUGCUGGAGAAGGCGAGACAUCACCUAGCACCCCGCUGGCAGUUCGCUCUCGCAUGUCGUUUGACAGUGGCCUCUUUGAUGCAGGACAGGAUAAUCUGUUCUCACCUCGCCCUGUUCCUGCCAGUCCGCUCUUCUCCAAUCCCAGUGGCACCAACCCCAGUGCUGCUGCUCAACCUCCUCGCCCUGCCGCUCAUCCUCUUUCGCGCACGAUCACCCAGUCCUCCUCCGGAUCCAGUCUCGAUGACUCGCCCACUCAUGAACCCGCUCACAAGCCUGAGCGUCUGCCUCGUCCUCUCUUCAACUUCUCCAAAUCUCUACCUGCUGGUGCGACUCGCCCAGCUCCUGUGCGCCGUAUUACGCGCGAGGAUUCGAGUGGCUCGGACACUUUCGCAACACCCGAGAAUUUCAAGCUGGUCAAGCCGCUUCCGGCUGCGUUCAUGUCGACUGGACUGAUCUCAAAGAAGAAUCGCAAUGCGGAGGAGUCUCUUGGCUCGAGCUUCAUCAAGAACAUGCCUGACACUCCAUGCAAGCGCUCUGUCAACCUGUUCACUGCGGGCCCUAACCCAGCUCCAGAACGCCUCUUCGACCAGUCGCGCAUGGUUCGACAGUCUGAGGAUGUACCUCCCUCACCAUUCAACCCUUCUUUCUCGACAGCGCGUCCCAAGCCCAGUCGUGGCAUGGGGAUAUUUGGCAAUACCUUCAACCACCCUGAAGAGCCCUCGCGCCGUGGAAGCUUUGCGAGCGUGGAUGGUGACGAUAUGCUGCAAGCUCAGUCUCCCUCUUCGCGCCAUGACAGCCAGCCACUCAAUGAUUCCGACUUCCCUCCUACUCCUACUAAGCAGACUUUCCUCCCUUCUCGCACCUAUCCUCCCACCACUUCUCAAAUUGCGCCCCUCGAGCGCUUGUCAGAGGCCAGGGCCGGUACCAUCUCGACUCCCUUGCACAACCGGUUCCUGCAAGCUUCACCUCGCACUCCUCGGGAUCAGUUCUUCCCACCUGACCCUAGCGGCUUGUCAAUCUCCGUGCCGAAUGAUCAACAGCCGUUCCAGCCAGACUUUGGCAAUUCCGCUCUUCCUGCCACCCCAACUGGCCCGCGUGAUUCGUUGCUCUCGAGCAAGCGACCCAGCCUCCAACUCAGUGGAUACCACACAACCGAUGUUGAUUCCAGUCUGACAUCGCGCUUUGAGAAGGCCGAGCUGAUCGGCACUGGCGAGUUCUCUCAGGUCUAUCGAGUUUCUCAGCCUCACGAAUCAUCUUUCCCCUCUGUCUUCUCUCUCCCAUCGAGUGGUCCCAAGUCACCCAAUCCUCUGCCCGACCAGGUAUGGGCUGUGAAGAAGAGCAAACAGCCCUACCUGGGCCUCAAGGACCGUGAACGCCGCAUCCGCGAGGUGGACAUUCUGAAGACUCUCGUCCACUCCGACCACGUCAUUUCCUUCGUGGACAGCUGGGAGGAAUGUGGUCAUCUAUACAUCCAAACCGAGUUCUGCGAGGAGGGCAGCUUGGAUGUUUUCCUUGCCCAGGCUGGCCUCAAGGCCCGAGUCGAUGAUUUUCGCAUCUGGAAAAUCCUACUCGAGCUCUCCUUGGGUCUCAAGGAAAUUCAUGAUCAAGGGUUCAUUCACCUUGACCUGAAGCCCGCCAACAUCCUCGUUACCUUCGAGGGUGUACUUAAGAUUGCAGACUUUGGCAUGGCCACGCGCUGGCCCGCUGAGGAGGGCAUCGAGGGCGAGGGCGAUCGUGAGUAUAUUGGACCGGAGAUUCUCAUGGGCCGCUUCGACAAGCCCGCCGAUAUUUUCUCACUCGGCCUGAUUAUGUUUGAAAUCGCCGGCAAUGUGGAAUUGCCGGAUAAUGGAGUGUCUUGGCAGAAACUUCGAAACGGUGACAUGAGCGAUGUGCCCAGUCUGACCUGGAGCUCGGAAACCAGCAUCUUCCGUGAUGCGUCUGGCAACCCUGUUUCGGAGUCUUCCUCGUUUGAGGAGCUCUGUGUCUCUGACCUGGGUGAUGACGACUUCGGCGACGAGUUCGAGACGAGCCGCAAGCUGAACGCCGGCAAACCAACUCAGUUAGAGCGCAGUGGCGAGCUCGUCAAUCCUCCGGACUUCAUGGUAGACGCUCAUCACCUUCAGGCGCUGGACAGGAUUGUCCGCUGGAUGAUUUCCCCCGAGCCUCUCGACCGGCCUACUGCCGACCAGAUACUGGAAACUUACGGGGUCCAGUUUGUCAAUCGACGCCGCCGUGCCGGUGCCACCAUCUUUGAGGGUAACUGGGGGCCCGCCGACGAGAUCUUGGCUGAAGAUGCCGAGAUGAUCGAUGUGUAA